GUUUUCACUCUGAACAUUCACCACAGCACUGCAGUCUGGUUCUUACCGGCGCUAGUUUCAUUUCUCUCGCUGGUGUCUUUCUCAAUUUACUAUCGGACAUACGUGCAGACCAAAGUGAAUCUUAUCAAACGUAGUUGGUGCGUAAGAGGGAAUUCAAGCGAAAUGACGAAAUUGGAGUGUAACCACGAAUAACGGAAAAGUGACGGCAAGAGAAAGUGUAGUAAGGAUCGUCUUGCGACAUCAGCAAUAAGACGAAAUUGGAAGAUCAACGCAAAAAUGUGCACGCAAGUGGCUCUAACAAAGAUGAAAUUAACAAGAACAUAAUUAAUAAUAGUUCUUACAAAGAUAUCUUUGUAACAAUGAUACUCACAUAUCUACAACGUGCUGAAUACAUAGAACGUUGACGAGACGUCAUAUAAAAGAUGUCAUAUAACUCAAUUCUUAUUGGAUAAUGUUGUUGUUGUCAGACAAGAGAAAACUUUUGUUCCUGUUGUUGCGUGAGAGAAUAAUUUGCUUGAAUGACAUGCAUUCGGAUACUGUGAUGUUCGGCGAUGUAAAUAAUUGGAAAUGUCAACUCUACUAACCAGUUUUAUUGGCACAACUUCCGUUCUCGGGCUUGGUUUAAUUCCACUUUUGGCAAUAGGUCUUACCGUGUAUAAAUACAACAAUCUCGAUCCAGAAUCACAUCCGCAAAAUGCACAAGAACUGCUGCGAAUGUACGAUUUUAUUGUGGUCGGUGGUGGAAGUGCGGGUGCUGUAGUCGCUUCAAGAUUGUCAGAGGUGGCUAAUUGGACGGUGCUGCUGUUAGAAGCCGGCGGUGACGAGAAUGAAAUCUCGGAUAUUCCCGUGCUCGCUGGGUAUACUCAGCUCACAGAUUUCGAUUGGAAAUACCAAACCUCACCGUCCAGCAUGUCUGCUUAUUGUCUCGCUAUGAUAGGCGGCAGAUGUUCUUGGCCACGCGGGAAAGUUCUCGGUGGUAGCAGCGUCUUGAACGCUAUGGUUUACGUUCGCGGCAAUCGACACGACUACGACAACUGGGCUCAAUUAGGUAACAUCGGGUGGAGUUAUGAAGAAGUACUUCCUUAUUUCCUCAAAUCUGAAGACAAUCGAAAUCCAUAUUUAGCGAGAACGUCUUAUCACAAAACAGGAGGUUACUUGACGGUGCAAGAACCGCCCUGGAAAACUCCUUUGGCAAUUGCUUUUCUGCAAGCUGGCCAAGAAAUGGGUUACGAAAAUCGCGAUAUCAACGGAUUCAAUCAAACUGGUUUUAUGUUGACGCAAAUGACAAUUCGACGUAGCGCUCGAUGUUCAACGGCAAAGGCUUUUUUACGACCGGUAAAAAAUAGGCCGAAUCUACAUAUAGCUAUGUAUGCUCAAGCCAUAAGAGUGCUAUUUAACGCCGAGAAAAGAGCAACAGGCGUAGAAUUCCUUCGCAAUAAUAGACAGCAGAUUGUGCGAUGUAGAAGAGAAAUUAUCUUAUCUGCCGGUGCGAUUAAUUCGCCUCAGUUGCUUAUGCUGUCCGGGAUCGGCCCUAAAGAGCACCUGAUCGAGCUCGGUAUACCGGUAAUAUCCGAUUUGCGUGUCGGAGAUAAUCUUCAGGAUCAUGUCGGCCUUGGCGGACUGACUUUUCUUAUAAAAGAGCCGAUAACUUUACAAAAAGAUCGAUUUCAGACUUUUUCAGUAAUGAUGGAAUACGUCUUGAAAGAACGAGGACCUAUGACCACUUCAGGAAUCGAGGGAUUGGCCUUUCUUAAUACCAAGUACGCUGACAAAUCUGGAGAUUAUCCAGAUAUGCAAUUUCAUUUCGCACCAAGCUCCAUCAAUUCUGACGGCGAACAAAUAAAGAAAAUUCUCAAUUUGAGAGAUCGAGUGUACAACACGAUGUACAAGCCAUUACACAACUCUGAAACUUGGUCAAUCCUGCCACUUCUGCUGCGUCCAAAAAGUACAGGAUGGAUCAGGCUGAAGAGCAGAAAUCCUUUAGUUUAUCCCGAUAUUAAUCCCAAUUAUUUUACACAUAAGGAAGACAUAGACGUUCUUGUGGAGGGGAUCAGGCUAGCAAUGCGAGUGUCGAACACUAGUGCGUUUCAGCGAUUCGGCUCGAGACCUCACACAAUCCGUAUGCCGGGCUGCUACAAUUAUCCGUUCAACACGUAUGAAUAUUGGGAAUGUGCCUUGCGACACUUCACUUUCUCGAUCUAUCAUCCAACAAGUACAUGCAAAAUGGGACCGCGGACUGAUCCUACAGCCGUUGUAGAUCCACGGCUUAAAGUUUACGGAGUAAAGGGACUCAGAGUCGUCGAUGCUUCUAUAAUGCCAAAUAUCGUAAGCGGCAAUCCAAACGCCCCGACCAUUAUGAUCGGUGAAAAAGCUAGCGACAUUAUCAAAGAGGACUGGCGAAUAAAACGAAAACGAAAUGCCGGAAGGUGACAAAUUAAAUUGUUACUCUACUAGAAAUUUUUUACUUUCUUAAAAUUGUUUUACAUAUCUUUCCAAUUCUAUUAAUAAUAUCAAAUAUUUUUUUA
This is a messenger RNA of Pseudomyrmex gracilis, 2525 nucleotides long. RefSeq names its product glucose dehydrogenase [FAD, quinone]. Gene Ontology annotation, molecular function: flavin adenine dinucleotide binding; oxidoreductase activity, acting on CH-OH group of donors. NCBI's taxonomy places the organism in Eukaryota, Metazoa, Arthropoda, Insecta, Hymenoptera, Formicidae. The transcript is spliced from 4 exons. The record is from RefSeq and is a predicted model, not a curated record. The coding region runs from base 568 to 2430 and encodes 620 amino acids.